AUGCUGAUUUUUCCACCUUGCCCAAAGCUCUCGGUCUGGCUGUUCAACUUCGUCAACUCUGUCAAAGGCGUCGAUACCAAGGUCGUAAACCUUUCAGAGGAAGUCACUCGAUUAUCGAAUCUCCUUUCCUCUGUCGAGAAGACCGUCCGCAAAUGCAGCAGUCAGUCCCUGAUCCUUGGCCAUCUGGACGAUCACAUGUGGCAACAGAUUGAGAACGCCCUUGUGGACUGCAAAGUGACAGUGGAUGGGCUGGAUCAGGUUGUUAUGCGGCUCAUGAACACAUACGAUGCAGAGGCCAGUAAACUUACCACUUUGGCCGUUGUGAAUGUUUCCUUGACCUUUCGAACUACAUCUAACCAGGACACGCUUUUCCAAGAACUCCAGAAUCUUAAGCUGCUCAUCGUCAAAACUCUUCAAGUCGCCCACUUGGUGCCCGAGCCGGCAAACGCCUCGACAGAAGGCGGAGAGCAGCAGGAGCAGAAGCCCGCCGAUCCCUUCUCGCUUAGACAGUCCCGAAAUCUCGAAAGGCUUGCCAAGGCGGCCACGAAAUUCCACCGCGAAACAAGCACGGCCGCUAGCCAAAAGUCAUCGCUGUGGGGUGGAAGCGAGUUUGGUACGGACCUUAGCGACGAACAGAGGGCACGCAUUCAGACGUGGAAUGAGCUCGCAAGCAUCCCGGAGUCCUUCGCAGGUGAUACAACUACCGAUACGGGAAGCACCUAUGGGGCUAGUACCCUUAACCCCGAAACGGAUGCGUCGACUAACGUCACAGUCCCUGAUAGGGAGGAUGCCGUGAGCUCCCCUUCCCAAAGUGAGUCAGAUUUUGAGCUAGACUUCUUGCGCAACCUGGAGGAACUCGCCUACAAGAACUUUGCUUCCGCAAACUACUCCAAGGCAGAGGAAUGCCUCAGGAGGUCCGUUGAUCGUUCUACGGAUGAUUCCUCCCCCAGGCUCACAAGCCUCAAGACUCAAUUGGUACUCUGUUAUUGUGUACAAGAGAAGUGGGAUGCUGCCUUUGCCAUUCUUGAAAUCCUCCCCAAAACGAAAACGAUUGAGUGCCUUCCCAUCUACGAGCUUUUGCAGGCGGUCGCCUUAGGCUAUCAGCAUACCUCGCGCCUCGAGGAAGCUUCUAAAACCCUCAAAAUUGCCCUACAGGCAAAGCGGAGGAUCUUGGGCCGGCAAAGCAAUGGGUACUACAUGGCCUUGGCCCACCUUGCUCGUAUUUUCGAGGAUAUGGGAGACUCCCUUGAGGCCGAAGUGGUCCGCCACUCCAUUCCCGCUCACAUCACAGUACCAGUCUCUGAAUCAAGCUCAUCAACGACAACUCUGGUAAAGUCUUUGAUCGACAACCACGAACUAAUUGGAAAGAUCUUUGUCAAGACAGAUGCCGAGGCCAGUGAUACGCCGCAGCCACCACCGGCCCAGCAGCGGUCCCGCCUCCGCAACCGUCUCGCGGCCCUGUACUUACCCCAACAGAGCUAA
Messenger RNA from Parascedosporium putredinis, 1482 nucleotides. The record is from the annotation of a GenBank genome assembly. NCBI's taxonomy places the organism in Eukaryota, Fungi, Ascomycota, Sordariomycetes, Microascales, Microascaceae.